AUGGAAGCCUCCACCACUCAAGCGGAUGGGUUUCAGGCCGAUCUGGCCGAUCCGGAGCUGGCAGUGGUGCGGAUGCGGACUCUGGAGGAGCCUCAAUCGCCGAGCAUCCAGUCCGACGGUUCCGGAUGCCGUAAGUCGUCGCUGUACGUGUACGGGGACGGCCAGUUCAGCAUCACGCUCAAACACUACGACAGCAUCGUAAGCGAGGUGAAAUGUCCGGGUUGUGCGGAACCGAUGGACGGGCCCAUCACCAUGUGCGGCACCGGUCACAGCAUCUGCGCCAUCUGCCGUGUGAAGCGGGGUAUCUGUCCGCUGUGCGGGGACCGUGUUACCGAGCUGCGCAACUACACGCUCGAAGCCAUCGUGUCCAAAGUGCAGUUCCCGUGCAAAAACGCCGCCAAGGGCUGUGCGGUGCGGCUGCCGCUGCAGCUGCUGCGCUGGCACCGGGAACGGUGCGGGUACAAGCUGAUCGAGUGCUUCAUGGGUAAGGUGUGGGGGUCUUGCGGAUGGCAUGGUUGCGAGCGGGACUGGAUGGGCCACUGCCUGGUGGCACACGCCGACCACGUGCACCAGGAGCCGACGGUGGAGCUGCGCUGGGAGUUUGGGGCCGAAGCUAACCAGCGCGCCUCGGAACUGCAGCUGGUAGUGGCUUACCACGUGCUGCGUGCCUACGGUGAAGCAUUUAACCUUUACCAGGUGUACGAUCAGGACAGUCGCACCGCACUGUGGACGGUUAUUUGCGCUACCAAGGAAACGAAGGUGAGCGCACGGUUCGCGUUCGAGCUGGAGCUAUAUUCGCCGGUGGACAGCUGGAAGCUUUUGGUACAGCGCUUCCCGUGCCAUUCGGAGCUCGAUCCCGACUUUCUGAAGGAUGGGCACUGUGCCAAGAUUCCGCUCGCGGAUGCGCUACGCUUCAUGACGGACGACAAGGUUUUACACUACCGUGUGCGAGUGCUCGAGGUUGGUCCGUCACGCAGCCAAAGCUUGAUGAAGCUGAGCACCGCGUCGUCUUCGCAUCUGCCAACCGACUACUGCUGCAAGCACAUCGAAAAUGUUAACCUCAAGGCAGUCCCCGAAGGGAACAUCAUCUGUCGGAAGCAACCGUCUUGCAACACCGAUCCGACCUUCCCACUGGAUGAUGACGAUGAAGUGUUUCUACCGUACGCGGAUGCUGAGCAGGAGCCGCUCGACGGCACACCCGGAAGCGCAGUUCGGCCACGGUGCGAACACAACUCGCCUAGUCGAUCGUCCAGCCUGAGGUUGGCUGCCUCAGUUCCUAUGUUGGCGCAACCGGCCCUGCCGGAUGCUGCCGCACCGCGGCAGGAGGUCGAGUUGCAACCGAUCCAGCAGCUAGUGCGGGUGAAGGUCGCCGAACGGGAGCAGGCCGUGCGGAUGCAUGCCCAGUACGCGGUGCGUAAAACCUCGCCCAAGGCAAACGGCAGUGUGGAACGGGGCUCCAGCGAGAGCCUCGCCUUGAAACCCGCAAAGGGCACGGGAUUAUCAAAGUUUUACAACGUCACGGUGUACAAGGCAGCCAAAUUUCUCGACAAGAAGGGCAUUAAGUGA
Molecule: messenger RNA, 1566 nt
Organism: Anopheles marshallii
Lineage: Eukaryota; Metazoa; Arthropoda; Insecta; Diptera; Culicidae
Exons: 2
Coding region: 1-1566 (521 amino acids)
Biological process (GO): multicellular organism development; proteasome-mediated ubiquitin-dependent protein catabolic process
Cellular component (GO): cytoplasm
Molecular function (GO): ubiquitin conjugating enzyme binding; zinc ion binding; ubiquitin protein ligase activity
Source: RefSeq, a predicted model, not a curated record